Molecule: messenger RNA, 3054 nt
Organism: Aspergillus puulaauensis
Lineage: Eukaryota; Fungi; Ascomycota; Eurotiomycetes; Eurotiales; Aspergillaceae
Product: glycoside hydrolase family 35 protein
Exons: 3
Coding region: 1-3054 (1017 amino acids)
Biological process (GO): carbohydrate metabolic process
Cellular component (GO): vacuole
Molecular function (GO): beta-galactosidase activity
Source: RefSeq, a predicted model, not a curated record
AUGGUACGGUUUCGCAAGAUCGGAGCCCUAACCGCCUUGAUCUUCUCAUUCAACACUCUCCCCCAUUCCCUCGCAGCAGACUCAGACUCAGACUCAGAAUGGCCGAUCCGCGACACAGGGCUCGGCGAUAAAACCGUGCAAUGGGACCACUACAGCCUGAUCUACAACGGGGAGCGCCUUUUCUCCUUCGGCGGCGAGUUCCAUCCAUUCCGCAUCCCCGUGCCCGAGCUCUGGGUCGACAUCAUGGAGAAGAUCAAGGCCUCGGGCAUGAAUACCAUGUCCUUCUAUAACCACUGGGGGUUCCACAUGCCGACCUCCGAUGCGGAGUCCCUUGACUUUCACUCCGGCGCUCAUGACCUGGGAAGAUUGUAUGAGAUCGCGAAGGAUCUCGGGCUGUUUGUGCACUCUCGACCGGGUCCGUAUAUCAAUGCGGAGCUUAAUGCGGGUGGUAUGCCGCUGUGGGCUACAACGGGGGAAUUUGGUGCCCUGCGCGAUAAUAAUACGGCGUGGGAGGCGAAGUGGAAACCGUAUAUGGAUCGCGUGGCGGAGAUAACGCGCCCGUACCAGGUCACGCAGAAUGGGACGGUGAUUCUGUUUCAGAUCGAGAACGAGUUCCCGCAGCAGUGGGCGGAUGUUGAGGCGAAGACGCCGAAUCCUGUACCGAUUGCGUAUAUGGAGGAGCUGUUUGAGCGGAUGCAGAGCGUGGGAAUCGAUGUUCCGCUCACGCACAAUAUGCCAGGGCAGCAGUAUAAAUCCUGGUCGGUGGAUUAUGACACCGUUGGAGCCGGCGGUAAUGUGCACAUCUACGGUUUGGAUAAUUAUCCAUCCUGCUGGUCUUGUAUACCAGAGGACUGCAGCACCUCGAACCCUUCGUUCACGCUCAUGGACUACACCGCGCACUUCAACGAAGUCUCUCCCAAACAACCAUCCAUGAUGCCCGAGUUCCAAGGCGGCGCAAUGAACCCCUGGGACGGCCCCGCCGGCGGCUGCGAGGCGAAGACUGACGACUCGUUUGUCAACUUCUAUUACCGUGACAACGUCGCCCAGCGCGUGACGAUCCUGGGCCUGUACAUGUUCUACGGCGGGACGAACUGGGGCUGGCUCGCGGCGCCGUUCGUCCCAACGAGCUAUGGGUAUUCCGCUGCGAUUGCGGAGAACAGAACGAUCGGACCCAAAUUCUAUGAGAUUAAGAGUCUGGCGCUGUUUACCAGGUCGGCAAAGGAUCUGACAAAAACGGACCUUGUCGGGAACAGUACGUCGUACACGGAUAAUGAGGCUCUUACGACAAUUGAGCUGCGCAACCCGGAUACUGAUGCUGGGUUCUAUGCAAUUCGGCAUACGGAUCCCACGAAUAACGAUGAACAGGCGUUUAGGCUGUCCAUCCGGACUUCGGCGGGCAACUUCACGGUGCCAACGCAGGACGACGGGGCCAUUGGUCUCAAUGGGCAUAUCCAGAAGAUCUUGGUGACAGACUUCUCCUUUGGCGAUAGGAACUUGAUUUACUCAACGGCUGAGGUUCUGACUUAUGGGAUCUUUGACAAGCAGCCAACCCUCGCCCUAUGGGUUCCCAAUGGAGAAAACGGGGAGUUCUUCGUACAGGGUGCAAGGUCCGGUAAGGUGCUUGCUGGAGAGAGAUCAGAGGUCAACUUUUCCAGGUCACGGAAAGGACUGAUUGUCAACUUCAAGAAGCAACAAGGAAUGACGGUGAUACUGCUUGAUGGUGAUGUCCGGGUGGUUGUCAUGGACCGGGACACGGCGCAUCUCUUCUGGGCUCCUGCCUUGACGAACGAUCCUCGAGUGCCCGCUAACCAAGUGGCUUUCGUGCAAGGCCCGUAUCUUGUAAGGUCGGCGGAACUCGACCAUCACACACUUCAUCUCCGCGGCGAUUCUAGCCAGGCAACUGACAUUGAGGUGUUCACUGAAAGCCGAGUCCGCACCUUAAACUGGAAUGGAAACUCUCUGAGGACCCACAGGACGAAGUACAACACUCUCAAGGCCAGGAUUGACGGGCCCGGUGAGUUCUCUGCUCCCACAUUUCGCAGCUGGAAAGUGCAAGAUAGUCUUCCUGAACGAUUCGCCAACUACUCCGACUCGGGCCCUGCGUGGGCAAGCGCCGACCAUAUGACGACAGUCAGCGAAUACAAAGACGCCACGAAGCCAUAUUUGUAUGCCGACGAGUAUGGCUUCCAUGCUGGUGCGCAGCUCUGGCGUGGGUAUUUCACUGGUUCUGCUGAGGCCGUGUACCUCGAAGUUCAAGGUGGAAUUGCGCACGGCUGGUCUGCCUGGCUGAAUAGACAGUUCCUUGGGUCCUUCCUCGGCGAUUUGGGCUCCUCAUCGGGAUCUAAAACGCUCGAGUUCCCAGCGGAGGGUCUGACGCCCGAUGGAGAGAAUGUCCUCUUCGUCAUGCAGGACAACUCGGGCCACGACCAGGGAUCCGCAUCGCUGAACGUCCGCGGCAUCAUCAACGCCACUCUCAUCAAUGGCGAAUCUGACGGCUUCAGCUCCUGGAAAGUGGCCGGUACAGCUGGUGGUGCAUCCGAUACAACCAUCGACCCCGUUCGCACAUACUACAAUGAAGGCGGCCUUACCGCUGAGCGUCUUGGCUGGCACCUCCCGGGUUUCGACGACUCUGACUGGCAAUCCAGUACCCCAAGCGACGGAUUCGCGGGUGCUGGUGCGAAGUUCUAUCGUGGAGUCCUCCCGAUCGAUACACCCAAGGGCCACGAUGUCGCUUUGAGCGUCAAGAUCAGUUUCGACGACACAUCUGAGGAAUCGAAUAGCUUCCGGGCGUAUCUUUACGUGAAUGGGUACCAGUACGGACGGUACUAUCCGUAUAUUAAUAGUGCAGUGAAUACCUUCCCAGUCCCGCCGGGAAUUUGGAACUAUUCUGGAGACAAUAUUGUUGGGCUUGCAGUGUGGAAUCAGGGAAAAUGGCAGGUUAAGGUCGAUAUCGAGGUGGAGGUGGAUUAUGUACUUGCUUCGGCGCUGGAUGUCAAGUUUGACGGGCGUUAUUUGAGGCCUGGAUGGGAUGAGAGCCGUACACAGUAUGUCUAG